Ananas comosus (pineapple) is the source of this 2244-nucleotide messenger RNA. RefSeq names its product outer plastidial membrane protein porin-like. The transcript is spliced from 6 exons. The record is from RefSeq and is a predicted model, not a curated record. Bases 324 to 1397 code for a protein of 357 amino acids. NCBI's taxonomy places the organism in Eukaryota, Viridiplantae, Streptophyta, Magnoliopsida, Poales, Bromeliaceae. Gene Ontology annotation, molecular function: voltage-gated monoatomic anion channel activity. Gene Ontology annotation, biological process: monoatomic anion transmembrane transport. Gene Ontology annotation, cellular component: mitochondrial outer membrane.
AUUUAGCUCCCCAACCUCAAUUCAUGUGCAAUAGAAUACUCAAAAUUCUUGUACAAAUCCAACCGUUCUCACAGGUUAAAAAUUUUCUGCAAGGAGCAUUUCUAACAAACAACGAACGGAUCAAACCUAUGAACCUAUUCGAAACACAAAUAUCUUAACAAAAUCCAUCAAUUAGAUAGCACAUUAGAACAAUUAUCAUACUACUAAAAUAAAAUGGAAAUUACAAUAGCAGAGAUUUGAGUCGGUAGAAACAUCAUGUAAAAACAACUCUAAAAAUUUCGACAAACCGCGGGAUCAUAAAUUUAAGAUGCCUCCGAGGGUUUAUGGAAGAACUGAUCGAUCCUCCUCGUCCCCCGCGGCAGGGGCUUCUCCGCCGCCGCAGCUUUUGCCGCAACCGCCUCCUUUGGCGGCGGCGGAGGGGUCGGUUCGGAGAGGCAGUCGAGGAGGAAUUCGGCGGUGGGAGGGUGCUCGCGCGCGGCGGCGCGGACGUGCUCGGCGCGGAUGCAGCGCCGCUUCCGGCGGAGUGCGGCGUCGCGGGCGCCCGCGGCGAGGGAGGCGAGGAAGAGGUCGGCGCCGAGGGCGAUGAGGAGCGUCGCCUCCGCGCUCACCUUCGCGAUCUCCCGAUCCAUCCGCACGAUCCGCUUCACCUUCCCCAUCGGAAGCGACGGCCUCGCCCCUCCGCCAUUGAUCUUCUCUAUGAUGGAUUCUUUUGGGACCAGAAGCUCAAGCACUGCACCUACUUUGGAUUUCAUACAACAGAAAAUGGUGCAGCGAAGUAUGACUUUUCUCUUUGUUCCAAAAGUAAGCCUCAGCUUUCCCUCGACGAAAUGGCUUCUGGUGAACUGAAGACAACAUUAUGCUUUGAAUGGCCACAGUGGAGUUCUUCGAAGGUUGAGUUCCGAUACCUGCAUGAUUAUGCUGGAAUUGAUGCCAGUAUUGGGUUAGGCAAUCCAAUGGUUGGUUUAGCUGCUGCAGUCGGAACAGAUGCUUGCAUCGUGGGUGCUGACAUGGGAUUUGACAUGUCUACGGGAAAGAUUACGAGAUACAAUGCCCGGCUGGGCAUAGUUAAUGACGAUCUCAUUCAAUCAGUGGCUCUGAGCGAUAAAGGAGACAACUUGAGUGGGUCAUGCUACUUCCUGGUGAAUCCAAAGAGCCACGUGGCAGUCGGUGGGGAGCUAAGCUACCGAUUCUCAACCAAUCAGAGCACCGUGACCUAUGGGGCGCAAUUGGCCCUCGACCCUUGCACCAUGCUCAAGGUCCGCGUGAACAACCAGGGCAAAAUCGGCGCUCUAAUCCGGUACAACUGGCACCCAAAAUCAUAUAUUGCUAUUUCUGGCGAAAUCGACCGCAAUUCCGUGCUACAGGGCUCAAAGAUAGGCCUACACCUAGUCCUCUGAUGAAUGGUAAUACUUGAUACUAUUAUUUCACAUAUUAGAGUAACUAAGAUACAGUACAAGUAACUUACUAAAAUCUUUCAUCAGUAGUAGUGACCAGCAAAAUUUGGAGAGAUCACGGUGAUCAUAGUUCUCCAGGAACGAGAAAUUUUAUUGUCUAACACUUAAACUUCACUGUUAUCUGCUUAUGUUUUUGUUCCUUCUCUGCUUUGGAGCUUUCUGGUAAACAAUGAAAUACAGCUGCAUGAAUUGGAGGAUAAAAUACUUGGACAUAUUCAUACUUGCGUUCUUGAUCACAGCAGCUUUUGCUUUUGGUUGUGUUCGUUUAGAUUUGAAAUAAUUUUUAAUAAUUAAAGGGUGGUUUCAAUUGAGAAUCCUCUAGUAGGAAACGAAAGUUUUUGAUAGGCAAAAGUUAAUGAAAAGCUUCUUGAAUGCAUUUUCUGAUACUUGUUUUAUUAUAUUUGAAUUAUCGUAUGGCUUAGAUAUUGCAAAAUUUUGAAAUUAAAUCAAUGAAGUAGCACUGUAGUCACUUCCGUAUAUACUGUUGUAUCAUAUAUAUGUUAAGACAAAUUCUGAACUAUUUCCUAUUAUAUUGAUCUUUCGAGUAACAUGGUUUCAGAGUUGGCCCCAAGCCUCCUUGUUUUCAGGAGGUCUUGAGCUUGAUUCUUAUAUUUUCUAUUUUAUAGGGUCGUUUAUUUCUCUAGAUUAUUUUGUCAUCUUUUUUGUUAUUCUUUCGGUCAAUUUACCUGUUAUUUAUGAUUCAUUAAUUCCCAUCAUGCAUGUCCAUGGAAAUAUUUAGGUAUAUUCGUGGCUGCUUCCAACUAGAUCAAUUUUCCAAGUAAUAAUCUAU